Messenger RNA from Arvicanthis niloticus (Nile rat), 2525 nucleotides. It is a transcript of the gene Neil2, whose product is annotated as nei like DNA glycosylase 2. The record is from RefSeq and is a predicted model, not a curated record. Gene Ontology annotation, molecular function: damaged DNA binding; zinc ion binding; DNA-(apurinic or apyrimidinic site) endonuclease activity. Gene Ontology annotation, biological process: base-excision repair. Gene Ontology annotation, cellular component: nucleus. Lineage: Eukaryota; Metazoa; Chordata; Mammalia; Rodentia; Muridae.
CCCUCCGCCUUCAGUCACACAAGAGUCAGGAAAGCAGUGGAUAAAGACUCUCCCUGGCUCCUGAAGAAAAGGGACCACGUCCUGCGCAGCCUGGCCACCUCGCCCUAGCGACGAAGCCUAAGCUUUCUGCCUGCAGAGAUGCCAGAAGGGCCAUCUGUGAGGAAGUUUCACCAUCUUGUCUCCCCCUUUGUGGGCCAGAAGGUGAUCAAGACAGGGGGCAGCAGUAAGAAGCUACACCCUGUCACCUUUCAGUCUCUGUGGCUCCAGGAUGCUCAGGUGCAUGGAAAAAAAUUAUUCCUUCAGUUUGAUCCAGAUGAGGAGAUGGGGCCACUCGGCAGCAGCCCACAGCCUGAACAAGGAAUGUGGCAGAAAGAGGCUGUGGACCCAGAGCUCACCUUGGUUCCCAAUGCUCAGGAACCCUCUGCAGGCCCCUCUGGGUCUGGGGAGCCUGUUUCCAGUAGAUCUGAUGGCCCAGAUGAUCUUGGGGGAAAGAACCCUUUAGCAGGUGCCCAGAGGUGGCUGGAGGUCAGGUUUGGUUUGUUUGGCAGUAUCUGGGUGAAUGACUUCUCCAGAGCAAAGAAAGCUAACAAAAGAGGUGACUGGAGAGACCCAGUGCCCAGGCUGGUACUCCAUUUUAGUGGUGGUGGUUUCCUGGCAUUUUAUAAUUGCCAGAUGUCAUGGAGCCCUCGCCCAGUGAUUGAGCCCUCCUGUGACAUCUUGUCUGAAGAGUUCCAUCGAGGACAAGCCUUGGAAGCUCUAAGCCAGGCUCGGCCUGUGUGCUACACACUCUUGGACCAGAGAUACUUCUCAGGAUUAGGGAACAUUAUAAAGAAUGAAGCCUUGUACAGAGCAAGGAUCCAUCCCCUCACUCUCGGUUCAUUCCUGAGUUCUUCCUCUCUGGAGGCCCUUGUGGAUCAUGUGGUGGAGUUCAGUAAGGACUGGCUUCAGGACAAAUUCCAAGGCAAGGAACGGCACACACAGAUCUACCAGAAGGAACGAUGUCCUUCUGGUCACCAGGUCAUGAAGGAGACAUUUGGGCCUCCAGAUGGGCUCCAGAGGCUCACCUGGUGGUGCCCUCAAUGCCAGCCCCAGCUGCCAUCCAAGGGGCCACAGAAUCUACUGUCCUCCUAGAGCAUGUGGCCUUUGCCAUGGGACUUGUAACCUUAGAGAUCCAGACACUGUCUGUCCCGAGAGAAGGGUAUGGGCAGGGAUAGUAUUACAGAUCACGGUAAGGUCAGGAGGGUCAGUAUUGUUGACAUUCAUCCCAUUGGAUUCUGCCUCAGCCUCAGCUUUCAUAGUGAUAGAUGUUUUUCCUUUCUAGUUAACUCUAUAUAAUCUCACCAUGCUGUCAAAAUCUGGACAGUGGGCUGGGAGAGACUGCCUAGAGCAGCAGUGAGUCUGAAAAGAGAGUGACUGGGGGUGUGCAGCUUCUGGGGAGGGAACAGCUGGAGGAGACAGCUGGAGGGGAGAUGGGGAGAGCUGGCAGGGUGAACAGCUGGGGAUACUAUAUUCCCAGGCUGCGUUGCUAAUGGUGUGCUGUGCUGUGUUUUGGGAACUGGUUGAUUUUGAGUCCCUCCAUUUUCUUCUUUCCCAUGAAGGGGUCAGGGAUGGGGGCAAAGCUUCAGGAAGGUACUGCUGGCCAGCCUACCUGGUUCCCUCCCAGUGGCUGGAGACUCCAGGGUGAACAGGAAGAUAUGCCCAGAGACUGAGAAAAGCCAGCUGGUGGUUGAACCCUUAAGUUGGGCAUUUGUUGACUGUUGAUGUUUGAAGAAUUUGGGUGUGUCUGGGGAUGUAAAGAAACAACCCUUUGGGUUGUUAGCAACAGCUUUAUGCAACUGAAGCAGCAAUAGAAAAUAAAACGGUGUGAUAUUUUUUGUUGUCUUCAUUAGGCAGAAGUGGUAUUUUGUAUGUUUGUUUUUUGUUUUUGUUUCUGUUUUGUUUGUGUGUAGUACCCCUGAGCUACUUCCAGCACUCACCCCUGGUGAAGGUGGCCUUGCAGGGUUGGCCUGAUGAAUGCACUUGGGGAUGGGACAGGAAGGAAGUAAAACCUGCCCUUCUGCCUUGGAGAACUUGGCUUCUGUUGCCCUCCUCUGGCAGAUGGUGUGAUUUUUGAGAGACAUUGAAAACAGGGGGUGAUGGUUCACUGUUCCUGCUCUGAAAUUCAACUCUUGACCAUUGUCAGUAGUGAUCGCGUGACACUCAAGGUGACCUGAGCAGCAGUGAGUGCUCAUCCCUCACUGAGGGGUCAUCCCACACUGAGGGGUCAUCCCACACUGAGGGGUCAUCCCACACUGAGGGGUCAUCCCACACUGAGGGGUCAUCCCACACUGAGGGCUCACCCUUCUUAAAUGAUUUUUUAAAAUGUGGAUGCAUAUUUUUGUCUGCAUGCAUGUCUCUGUAUCAUGUGUAUGUAGUGCCUACAGAUGUCAGAUGACAUCAGAUUCCCCUUCGGAUUGACUGGAGUUACAUUUUGUGCGCUGUCAUGUGAAUGUUGAAAAUCAAACCCUGGUCCUCUGGAAAAGAAU